CUCAGCCUCUUCAUCUCCCUCCCUUUGAGCGGCUGGUGUGUUCCAAGGGUAGCUUGUACACAUUUUCCGAUUUCCUGGCUGGGAACCUCCCUACCAGGAGAGUGACUCAGGACCCUAGUGGUCAGGCCCCCUGCUCCAUGGGAUCUUUGUUUGCUCAGGAGCUUGGCCCAAGGCCCGGAGCGGGUGGAGGGUGAAGGAUUUCCUGAGCCGUUUGGGCCCCCACCCCUGUCUUCGGCCCCAGCCGGACAGGGAGGGGCAGACAAGAGGGCAGCUAGAGACCAGUUGGGGCUUUUCUUUUCCCCUCAAGGCCAAGAUUAUGGAGACUGGUGUGACCCCCAAGGGGAGUUCCACAGUUCAGCUGGGGUUAGGUGAGAAUCCUCUGGACCCCAGUUCCCAGCAUCGGUUGGAAGGAGAGAAGGAGGUGAUCCGAAAGGCCAUUCAAAAAGAGCUGAAGAUCAAAGAAGGUGCAGAGAACCUACGCAGGGUCACUACUGCCCGUCGAAACCUGGGCCACGUGGACCAGCUGCUCCGCUCCUCCAACCGAAGACUAGAACAGCUCCACUGGGAUUUGCAAGAGCUCAAUGCUCGAAUUUUGCUCCCUGAUGAGACCCACAGCCCUGCUGCCUCUGAGCCUCACCUAAGGGAGGAAAAGCCAGUGGCCAAACAUCUGGAAGCUUUGAGAAAGCAGCUGCAGAUAGAAUUGAAGGUGAAACAGGGAGCAGAGAACAUGACUAACACCUAUGCCAAUGGCAGCCCAAAGGAACGCAGGCUGCUGUCCGCCGCUCAGCAGAUGCUUCGAGACAGCAAGGUGAAAAUCGAACUUCUCCGAAUGCAGAUUGGGAAGCUGGGAGCCUCUGGAGAGACCCUGGAGCCAGGGCCGGAACAGCGCAGGGAGCUGCGGGCCGGGGACCUUCGUCAUCGCUUUCGCAUCGAGACAGCUGUGGCAGAGGGUGCCAAGAAUGUGGUGAAACUGCUGGGGGGCCGAAGGCUGCAGGACCGCAAGGCCUUGGCUGAGGCUCAGACUCGUCUUCGAGAGUCCUUGCAGAAGCUGGACCUCUUACGUCUGGCUCUGGAACGGCUAAUGACAGAACUUCCUCCAGCCCACCCCCUCCGAAUCCUCGUGGCUCGGGAACUACGGGAAGGCAUGCCAAGGAGUCCCCAGCCCACUGGGUCUCUCAUCAAACCCAUAGCCCUCACAGGGACCCUGGAGGUUCGGCUCACAGGAUGCCAGGAAUUGUUAGAAGUGGUUCCUGGCCGAUCUCGUGUGGCUGCCUUGAUGGGAAGCCCAGGAGAAAGUCGGCCAUGGGGCUGGGGCAAACAGCAGCGUGUGGAAGAACUGACCAAGGAGGUUCUGGCGGUGCUGAAGGUGGAUAACCACAUGGUGGGCCAGACAGGCUGGGGGCCUGUGAGUGCCCAGGCCUGGGACCAGACUUUCCUGAUCCCCCUAGAGCGGUCACGUGAAUUGGAGAUCGGGGUACAGUGGAGGGACUGGCGGGAGCUGUGUGGUGUAGCCUUCUUGAGGCUGGAGGAUUUCCUGGAUAAUGCUCGGCACACGCUGUCCUUGGGUUUGGAGCCUCAGGGGCAGCUCUUUGUGGAGGUGAUGUUCUGUGACCCUGUUAUUGAAAGGAGGCCCCGGCUUCAGAGGCAGAAGCGCAUUUUUUCCAAACAUCGAGGUCAGGAUUUCCUCCGGGCUUCCCAGAUGAAUAUCAGCAUGGCUGCCUGGGGUCGAUUGGUCAUGAGCCUGCUGCCUCCUUGCAGCUCAAGUACUCUUAGUCCUCCAGGUCGGCCUUCCUCGACUUCCCCACAUGACUCUCCUGGCUCCUUAUCCCCCAGCUCCUUCCCUCUGACAAAACCCCUGGUUGAGGAGACUACACCACGGAAGGCCCUGGUUGGGGAACAGCUACCACCAAAGCCCCCACGUCUCCACCUGCCUCUGGAUUCAGCUUUUGUGGAGUCACCGUGUACUAAACGCCCUCACAUGGACUACAGGAACAGUCUGAGACAGGGGCCAUGUGCCACACCCAUCAGGAAACCUCCUAAGUUCCAAGACUUCUGUUGUAUUGCAGUGCUGGGUCGUGGUCAUUUUGGGAAGGUUCUCCUUGCCCAGUAUAAAAAGACUGGAACAUUUUAUGCAAUCAAGGCACUGAAGAAGCAAGAAGUCUUGAGCCGGGAUGAGCUGGAGAGCUUGUAUUGUGAGAAGCGAAUCUUGGAGAUGGUGGGUCACUCUGGCCACCCCUUCCUGCUCUCUCUGCUGGUGUGCUUCCAGACCCCCAGCCAUUUUUGUUUCGUGACCGAGUUUGUACCUGGGGGUGACCUGAUGAUGCGAAUCCAUGCUGACGUCUUUCCUGAGCCUCAGGCUCGGUUUUACCUGGCCUGUGUAGUCCUAGGCCUGCAGUUUCUGCAUGAGAAGAAGAUUGUUUACAGGGACUUGAAACUGGAUAAUCUCCUCCUGGAUGCCAAUGGUUUUCUCAAGAUUGCUGACUUUGGGCUAUGUAAGGAAGGAAUGGGUUUUGGAGACCGGACCAGCACAUUCUGUGGGACUCCAGAGUUCCUGGCCCCUGAGGUGCUGACAGAUGAAUCAUACACACGAGCAGUGGACUGGUGGGGGCUGGGAGUACUGCUUUACGAGAUGCUGGUGGGUGAGUGCCCAUUCCCUGGGGACACAGAGGAGGAGGUAUUCGACUGCAUUGUCAAUGAAGAAGCUCCCUAUCCCCAUUUCUUGUCUGUGGAAGGCCUUGCACUCAUUCAGAAGUUACUCCAGAAGUGUCCUGAGAAGCGUUUGGGGGCAGGCCGACGGGAUGCAGAGGAAAUCAAAGUCCAUCCUUUUUUCAGGUCCACAGACUGGGAGGCUCUGCUUUCUUGCCGGAUCCAGCCUCCCUAUGUACCAAUGCUCCGUGGGCCUGCUGACCUGCGUCACUUUGACCAAGAGUUUACAGCGCUGCCUCCAGCCCUGACGCCUCCCGAUCGCCACUGUCCACUCACUGCCCGACAGCAGGCUGCUUUCCUGGGCUUUGACUUUGUCUCGGACCAGUUCUUGGAGGCUUGAGCCAUCAGGAAAAGGCACAGCCUUGCAUAGUAAACCAAUCCUUUCCUUCUUUUUACCCAGUUGGGUUUCUGCAGAAAGCCUGGGGGCAGGAGGAAGCCUGGUAGGCCUCCUCUAUGUGAUAUAUGUGCCCUCAGCAGGCCCUUCUCCCCUCAGUGGGCAGAUUCCACCAUCCAUUCACCUUGAAGCUUUAAGAAUCAUUUCCCACAACUUUUGCACUAUUUCUUCCCCUUGAAGCCACUGGCUGUCAUCCAUCCCAGGGAAGGGAAUGCUCUCCCUUAUUUAUGAACCCUAUUCGGGUCCCAGUAAUUCCUCUCAGAUCCCUGGAAGACAAGCAGGAAAGACUGAGGAAGCCUUCUCUAGCUCUGUCAAAGGACCUUCCAGAUUUAGGUCUAGGCUGGGGAGGAAUGGGAAGAGGAUGUGGGAGUUAGGGAGUGAGCUGGUGACAGCAGCUGGAGCCAAGGCUGGUCAGCAGCCAGGGUUUAUUGAACAUUUCUGUACAAAGCACACACCUCUGAAGGGUCACAGUGGGAAGCAGGGUGCACUGGUGUGUUACUUUUUUUAAAAAAAAAUCUACCUGCUUUUUGGGCUAUUAAAUUUGUAAAUUGCAGAGCUGUAGGGGAAAUGGUCUGGCAUGGGAAGCUGGGGGUGCUGUCUUGAGGGGAAGGAAGGAAAAAUGUAAAAGUUCUGAGACUUCUUUAGGAAUUAAAGUUCAAAGGCCUUUACAGUAAA
Molecule: messenger RNA, 3775 nt
Organism: Monodelphis domestica (gray short-tailed opossum)
Lineage: Eukaryota; Metazoa; Chordata; Mammalia; Didelphimorphia; Didelphidae
Gene: PKN3
Product: protein kinase N3
Biological process (GO): signal transduction; protein phosphorylation
Molecular function (GO): ATP binding; protein serine/threonine kinase activity; small GTPase binding
Source: RefSeq, a predicted model, not a curated record